Molecule: messenger RNA, 1398 nt
Organism: Trypanosoma rangeli
Lineage: Eukaryota; Euglenozoa; Kinetoplastea; Trypanosomatida; Trypanosomatidae
Product: putative beta-ketoacyl synthase family protein
Exons: 1
Coding region: 1-1398 (465 amino acids)
Biological process (GO): fatty acid biosynthetic process
Molecular function (GO): 3-oxoacyl-[acyl-carrier-protein] synthase activity
Source: RefSeq, a predicted model, not a curated record
AUGCCGUUUGGGCCAUUCCCACCUUCUAUUCGCCGGCGCGUUGUCGUCACCGGCCUUGGUGCAGUGACGCCGCUCGGUCUUGACGUUGCGUCAACAUGGGCAGCGCUCUGUCAAGGCCUUUCUGCGACACGCCCUCUCGCGGAGGUGCCUUUUUUCUUUCCCGUGUGCCUUGACACAGACCGGCGACUCACACCAGCGGCGCAGCAGAAGUGUCAUGAACAGUUGGUUGCCAGCAUGCCGUGCAAAGUCGCUGCGCCCGUGUGUGCGGCCCCAGGUGGGCCCACCUUUGCCUCCAAUUCACGUGAAACACGCGCGACGAUGUUCGCAUACCGAGCCGUAGAAGAAGCAUUGACACAAGCAAAGCUCUUUGAAGAGUCCGGGAAGCAACUACAUGUGUCAUGUGCGAAGGAACGUAUUGGCGUGAAUAUUGGUGUUGGGAUUCCUUCCCUUGCAGAUGUGGCCGAUGUUUCGUACAAUUUGUACGCCGAUCCGGAACGCGUAAACUACAGUCGUGUGAACCCUUUGUUUGUUCCAAAAAUUUUGGGAAACAUGGUUGCGGGCCUGACGGCAAUGAAAUACCAAAUUACCGGACCCAUAGGAAGCAGCGUUGCUGCCUGUGCCACAGGGGCACACUGCAUUGGAGAAGCCGCUGAUUGGGUUCGUGGUGGGAGGGCGGAUGUGGUGGUAUGUGGGGGAACGGAGGCGUGUAUUACGCCUGUCUCCAUAGCCGGAUUUAGCCGCAUGCGUGCACUCUGUACAAAGUACAAUGACAAGCCUCAGGAGGCGUCGCGGCCGUUUGACAAAGAUCGUGCGGGCUUUGUGAUGGGGGAAGGAUGUGGUGUCAUCGUUCUGGAGGAGUUGGGGCACGCCAGACAGCGCGGGGUACCCAUCCUCGCUGAACUGCGCGGAUUCGGCAUCUCAAGUGAUGCACAUGAUUUGGCCGCACCACACCCAGAGGGCCGAGGGGCGCAACACUGCCUCCGUGUUGCGUUAGAAGACGGGGGAAAUGUUCCAGCGACCGAGGUGGCGUACGUGAACGCACACGCCACGGGUACGAUUGGCGACGAUCUGGAGCUGCAUGCCCUCGACCAAGUGCUGGGGGCUGACGCGGGUUCCGGCCACAACCGCCGCCACCCGCUUUACGUUAGUAGCGUGAAGGGGGGCCUUGGGCACCUCUUGGGGGCCGCAGGCAGCGUGGAAGCCAUUGUCGCCAUAAUGGCUCUCCAUCGCCAGCAGGCACCACCGAACAUUAAUCUCAUCGCACCCUCCGCGAAGGGGCUGGAGCGUCUGCAGCUUCUGCGGGGCCAUGCGCCGCUUCCCUUUCAAGGUGAGGCCGUCAUCUCCACAAGCUUUGGCUUUGGCGGCGUCAAUGUGGCGCUGCUCUUCACGCUGGUGUAG